AUGGAUGAAGAUGGGAGUGAGUUCACGGGUGUUGGAGCUGAUGGAGAGUGGUCAGAGGGAUGGUAUGAUCUUUUGAAGACUUUGGUCGAAGAUAUUGCAUGGAAUUUUGCAAAAGAAAACAAUAUUGACUUACUUACAAUAAACCCAACAUUGGUUAGUGGACCUCUCUUGCAACCAGAGCUUAACACCAGUGCUGUUGUAGUCUUAAAUUUUGUCAACGGUUCGUCAACAUUUAAAAAUAUAACUUUGGGAUGGAUCGAUGUGAGAGAUGUUGAAAAUGCCCAUAUUCUAGCAUAUGAGAAUGCUUCAGCUAAUGGAAGAUAUAUAUUAGUUGAGAGAGUCAUACACCACCAACGAAGCGUUUCACAGGAACCAUGGUUUACAGUGGCCACCAUCCCAACUCGAAGAAAAGGAUUAGGAGAAGUAAGCAAUUGUGGAGAAAAACAAAGAGGGUCAAUAUCAGGGUUGGUGUUGUACAACUGA
This is a messenger RNA of Vigna umbellata (rice bean), 483 nucleotides long. NCBI's taxonomy places the organism in Eukaryota, Viridiplantae, Streptophyta, Magnoliopsida, Fabales, Fabaceae. The record is from RefSeq and is a predicted model, not a curated record.